GGAAUAUUCCACGUCUCGGCCAUUAGCCCCACCUGUCCGUGUCACACCGCUCCACGGAACGGAAGCCAUAGCCAAGCCGCCCCCAACUCCACAAACACCCGCAGACCAACGCACGCCGACGCCACCGCCACCGCCCCCGAAGCACAGACACGGCGCGCAUGGCGGCGGCGGCGUCGUUCCGCUGCUGCUUCCCCGGCUCCGCUAUCGGUGGCGGCUUCAUCAGGCCCUCCUCCUCCAGGCGGGGCCGACACGCAGCGGCCGUGGUGGCGCCGCCGCCUCCCGCUUCGCUGGGGAACCGAACACGCGUUGACUUCCCUAUCCUCCACCAGGAAUUUGAUGGUGCCAAAUUAGUUUAUUUCGACAAUGGUGCAACCUCACAGAAACCUUAUAGUGUAAUGAAAACAUUAGAUGAGUACUACAGAUCGUACAACUCGAAUGUUCAUCGUGGUAUUCAUGCACUCAGCGCGAAAGCUACUGAUGCAUAUGAGGGUGCAAGAACAAAAGUUGCAAAUUUUGUCAAUGCAGCUGAUAGCAGAGAGAUUGUUUUCACACGUAAUGCUACAGAAGCUAUCAAUUUGGUAGCCUAUUCAUGGGGUCUAUCUAACAUAAAACAAGGAGAUGAGAUUCUUCUUACUGUUGCGGAGCAUCAUAGUGCUAUUGUUCCAUGGCAAUUUGUUUCCCAGAAGACUGGUGCCACUUUAAAGUAUGUUGGGUUGACUAAAGAAGAGGUUCCAGACAUUGAGCAGUUAAAAGGGCUUCUGUCAAACAAAACAAAGAUAGUUGUUGUCCAUCAUGUCUCAAAUGUACUUGGUUCAAUGCUUCCUAUUGAGGAGAUUGUAACAUGGUCAAAAGGAGUUGGAGCUAAGGUUCUUGUAGAUGCUUGUCAAAGUGUUCCUCAUAUGCCAGUUGAUGUUCAGAAACUUGGUGCCGACUUUCUUGUAGCAUCCUCACAUAAGAUGUGUGGCCCUACAGGAGUUGGAUUUAUGCAUGGCACAUUUGAGAUCUUGUCAUCUAUGGAGCCUUUCUUAGGUGGUGGUGAAAUGAUUGCAGAUGUGUUCAAUGACAAAUCUACAUAUGCUGAGCCUCCCUCUAGAUUUGAGGCUGGAACUCCUGCAAUUGGAGAAGCUAUAGGAUUGGGAGCAGCAAUUGACUAUCUAUCAUGCAUUGGCAUGGAUCAGAUCCAUGAAUAUGAGAAAGAGUUGGCAACAUAUCUCUAUGAAAGCCUUAUUUCAGUUCCAAAUGUCCGGGUAUAUGGUCCAGCACCUUCCCAAACAGAUCACCGUGCUCCUUUAUGCUCUUUCAAUGUUGAGAAUGUUCAUCCUACAGAUAUUGCAGAAAUUCUUGAUCUCCAGCAUGGCGUAGCAAUUCGAUCAGGGCAUCAUUGUGCACAGAUUUUGCAUAGGACCCUUGGUAUCAAUGCAAGUGCUCGUGCAAGUCUUCACUUUUACAAUACAAAAGAGGAGGUGGAUGCUUUCAUCGAUGCACUGAAAGAUACUAUUCACUUCCUUACUUCUCAACACUAGUGCUGUUGAAUUAGUUAGUCCACACUUGUUGCCAUUUUCCUCAUUUCUUGUUUCAGCCAUUGUAUGAUAUAGUUGGAACUUGGAACGAGAAAAACAUCCAAAGGCUAUGCCUACAUAAAUUGUCAACUCCCUUUUUGACCGUUUUUGUAAAAGGAAGUACACAGUGCAGAGUACCUUUCUAAUCUCCAUCCAUAUGAGAAAUGAAGUCCCUGGUCGGCAUUAUGCAGUAAAAUAUGUCAUGUUUGCUUGUUGGACA
This is a messenger RNA of Panicum virgatum (switchgrass), 1779 nucleotides long. RefSeq names its product cysteine desulfurase 1, chloroplastic-like. Gene Ontology annotation, molecular function: cysteine desulfurase activity; pyridoxal phosphate binding. The record is from RefSeq and is a predicted model, not a curated record. Lineage: Eukaryota; Viridiplantae; Streptophyta; Magnoliopsida; Poales; Poaceae. The transcript is spliced from 10 exons. The coding region runs from base 159 to 1523 and encodes 454 amino acids.